Molecule: messenger RNA, 876 nt
Organism: Camellia sinensis
Lineage: Eukaryota; Viridiplantae; Streptophyta; Magnoliopsida; Ericales; Theaceae
Product: zinc finger protein ZAT11
Source: RefSeq, a predicted model, not a curated record
CUCAGUACAACACACUCAUCACUUUUCUCACAAAUAAGAAGCUUUUCUACAUUCACAUUGUCAAACACACACAACCCAACAACUUUCCCAUCUUAUUAUUAUUAUGACCAUGGCAAUUCUAAAAAGAAGCAGAGAAGAUACAGAGGUGGAAGCACUAGCCAUGGCCAACUGCUUGAUGCUCCUCUCCCGUGUCGGUGAGACUGCAUCAACCAGUCGCGGUGACCGUGUUUUCACCUGCAAGACAUGUAAAAGAGAGUUUUCAUCAUUCCAAGCGCUAGGAGGCCACAGGGCUAGCCACAAGAAGCUUAGAUUAAUGGGAGGAGGAGACCUUCAUGUUCAGACCCCCAGCUCGCCCAUAAAGGCGAGGACUCACGAGUGCUCCAUAUGUGGGCUAGAGUUCGCCCUCGGGCAAGCGCUCGGGGGUCAUAUGAGGAGACACCGUCCUGCUGCCACCAGUGAAGUAGGGUUGUCCUCCGGUGCCAGUAGUAUAAGCAGCAAGAGCAAGUCGUCGACAGAGGAGGCGGUGGUGCCGGUUAUGAAGAAGUUGAGUAGUAGCAACAUCUGCAGCAAUAGAGUUUUGAGAUUGGAUUUGAACUUGACUCCAUAUGAGAACCACAUGAAGAUCAAGAAGUUGCCCCCUUGGUUACCUGCUUGAUUUAAAUUUUUGAUUGACUUGCCACCAAAGUUUUAAAUAUUGACUGAUAUGUUUCUCGAUUUAAAGUUUCAGUUAAUUCGGUAUUAAGAUUUUAAAUAUUGAUUGAUACUAUCCGAUAUAGAUUGUAGUUGGAUUGUAAUAGUGCUAUUUGAAUUUAUGUUUUUGUUUUGAAAUUUGGUUUUACAUUUUAAGAUAAAUUACACAUCAGUGACACCUUUCAA